Molecule: messenger RNA, 525 nt
Organism: Penicillium cinerascens
Lineage: Eukaryota; Fungi; Ascomycota; Eurotiomycetes; Eurotiales; Aspergillaceae
Product: GNAT family N-acetyltransferase
Exons: 2
Coding region: 1-525 (174 amino acids)
Biological process (GO): protein acetylation
Molecular function (GO): N-acetyltransferase activity
Source: RefSeq, a predicted model, not a curated record
AUGGCCGACGCACCCACGAUCCGCCUCGCUACGGCAGAGGACGUCCCACUCAUCCUCCAAUUCAUCCGCGAACUCGCCGACUACGAAAAGGCCCUACACGAAGUCGAAGCCACCGUCGAAUCCCUAACCGCAACCCUCUCCUUCCCCAACGACCCACCCAAGCGCGGCUCCGUCUACACCGCCCUCAUCACACCCCCGGCCGAUGCCAACAAUCCCACCCCGAGCCCCGUGGGAAUGGCCCUGUACUUCUACAACUACUCGACAUGGCGCUCUGCACCGGGAAUUUACCUUGAAGACUUGUACGUGCAGCCUGCCGCCCGCGGCCGGGGGUACGGGUUUAAGUUGUUGAAGUAUCUGGCGAAGCAGGUGCUUGAGGUACUGGGACGGAGAUUGGAGUGGAGUGUGUUGAAGUGGAAUACGCCUUCGAUUCAGUUCUAUGAACAGGUUGGGGCUAAGGGGAUGGAGGAGUGGAUGAAGAUGAUGGUUGAGGGGGAUGCGUUGGGGAAGUUGGCGGAAGGUGUUUAG